Messenger RNA from Cucumis melo (muskmelon), 1799 nucleotides. RefSeq names its product geraniol 8-hydroxylase-like. The record is from RefSeq and is a predicted model, not a curated record. The transcript is spliced from 2 exons. Gene Ontology annotation, molecular function: oxidoreductase activity, acting on paired donors, with incorporation or reduction of molecular oxygen; monooxygenase activity; heme binding. Lineage: Eukaryota; Viridiplantae; Streptophyta; Magnoliopsida; Cucurbitales; Cucurbitaceae. The coding region runs from base 252 to 1742 and encodes 496 amino acids.
AUCAAGUGUAUUUUUUCUUUCUUUCUUUUCUCUGCUUUUGUUUUGGUCCCAUUCUUUGACAAAUAAUGGUAAAGGAAAAUCGUGUAGUUACAUAACAUAAUCGUAUCAAUUACCAUCAUUAUUCACACUGCUCCUGUUGCAUGACCUAGAGAGAAAUGGGAAGUGGUUUUUCUCUCUUUGGUUGCAUUCAUAAAUCAAAACUAUAAAAUCAGAGCCCAAUUAGUGAAAAUUUAAUCAUUUCACAAUCAACAAUGGAGUUCUGGGCUUGCAAUUUCAUCCUCACUCUCUGUCUUGCCUUCUUCUUCUUUUGGAGGCUUAAAUCAAAACCCACAAGUACGUCGAACCUACCUCCGGGACCAAAGCCUCUACCGCUCAUCGGAAAUCUCUUGGAUUUCGGCGACAAGCCUCACAAGUCACUAGCCACCAUGGCUAAGGUACACGGUCCAAUUAUAAGUUUGAAACUUGGACGAGUUACAGCCGUGGUGGUUUCUUCUUCCGCCAUGGCUAAAGAGGUUCUGCAAACCAACGAUCAAUUUCUUUGUAACAGAGUUGUUCCAGAAGCGUUGACAGCUCACAGCCACGACCAACUCGGAUUUCCAUGGAUUCCUGUUUCUCCUCUCUGGAGAAACUAUCGCAAAAUAUGCAACAAUAAGUUGUUUGCCGGAAAAAUUCUGGACACGAAUGAGAAUCUUCGUCGGAAGAAAGUGGAAGAGCUUGUGGAGAUUGUUCGGAAAAGUGCGUUGAAAGGUGAAGCAGUGAAUUUAGGGAGGUUAGCAUUCGCGACUACGCUAAAUCUACUGUCCAACACAAUUUUCUCUGUUGAUUUAGCAGAUCCAAAUUCUGAAUUGGCAAGAGAUUUUAAGAAAUAUGUUUCGGCAAUAAUGGAAGAAGCUGGAAAACCAAAUUUGAGUGAUUAUUUUCCAGUGUUGAAGAAGCUUGACGUUCAAGGAAUAAGGAAGAGGAUGGAAAUUCAUAUGGGAAAUGUGUUGAAACUUUUAGACUCAAUGAUUAAACAGAGAAUAAUACAACAAGAACUGAAUCCUGAUUCUGUUCCUAACAACGAUUUGUUGCAUUAUCUUCUAACAAAUGAAGAAAUUCAAGCCGAAAUCGACCAAAAUCAAAUGCAACAACUACUACUGGUAUUGUUCUCAGCCGGGUCGGAUACAACUUCAUCGACAUUGCAAUGGGCAAUGGCUUUGUUAUUGAAUAAUCCAGAGAAAUUAAAGAAAGCUCAAGUGGAAAUGAAACAAGUAUUGGGGAAGAAAAAACUUAUGGAGGAAGCAGACAUUCCGAGGCUGGCAUAUCUACAGGCGGUGGUGAAGGAAACUUUCCGGUUGCAUCCAGCGGCUCCGUUGCUGCUCCGUAAGGCGCAAGAAGAAGUGAAAAUUGGAGGUUUCACAAUUUGUAAAGAUGCUCGGGUUUUUGUAAACGCAUGGGCAAUUGGAAGAGACCCAAUGAGCUGGGAGAAUCCAGAAUGCUUUGAACCGGAAAGGUUUUUGGGAUCGGAAAUUGAUGUGAGAGGGCGAAACUUUGAGCUUGUUCCGUUUGGAGGAGGGAGGAGGAUUUGCCCUGGACUUCCAUUGGCAAUGAGAAUGUUGCAUUUGAUGUUGGGUUCCUUAAUUAGUUUCUUCAAUUGGAAGGUUGAAGAUGGAUUUAAGGUGAACAUGGAGGAUAAAUUUGGUAUCACCGUGGACAUGGCUCAUCCACUUCGAGCCAUCCCUUCACUAAAUGAUGUUGAAUAAUUUCAUAAUUUCCCCAAGAUUAUUAUUAAAAAAGAAAACAUCAAAAUAAUUUGUGCU